Messenger RNA from Catharus ustulatus (Swainson's thrush), 1392 nucleotides. Its product is annotated as ceramide synthase-like. Gene Ontology annotation, cellular component: membrane; endoplasmic reticulum. Gene Ontology annotation, biological process: lipid homeostasis; ceramide biosynthetic process. The record is from RefSeq and is a predicted model, not a curated record. Lineage: Eukaryota; Metazoa; Chordata; Aves; Passeriformes; Turdidae. Gene Ontology annotation, molecular function: sphingosine N-acyltransferase activity.
GUCGCCGCCGGUGUCGCCGCCGGUGUCGCGCGUGUCGCUGCCGCUGUUGCCGGGGUUCCCGGUGGGGCUGCUGUGCCUGCCGGGGCUCCUCUUCUUCCCGGGGCUCUUCGUGCUGGCCCGCAGGGCGCUGGUGGCCGCCACCGGCUGUCCCCAGGGCAGGGCCACCGUGCUGGCCGCCAGGCUGGUGUCCUCUGUCCAGGCUGUCAUGGCCUCCACAGCCGGGUACAUCAUCUCCAGCUCCUGCCAGCACGUCAUCGAUGACCAGCACUGGCUGGCCGCCGCCUACCUGCCAUUCGCGGUUCCGUACUUUGUGUACGACGUGUACGCCAUGUACCUGUGCCACCUGCAGCGCGCCCAGGUGAAGGGACACAGCCCCGGCGGCGCCGGCGCCUUCCUGUGCCACGAGAGACUCAUGGUGCUGCACCACGGAGCCAUGGUGCUGGUCUGCUUCCCUGUGGCCACUGUGUGGCGUCAGGGCAAGGGCGAUUUCUUCCUGGGCUGUUUGUUGAUGGCCGAGCUGAGCACGCCCCUGGUGUGUCUGGGCAAGGUCCUGAUCCUGCUUCACCUGCAGCACACGGCCCUGCACAAACUGAACGCCGUGGCGCUGCUGCUGACCUUCCUGCUGUGCUGGGUGCUGCUCUUCCCCUACCUGUACUGGGCCUACGGGCGCCAUCGCGGCCUGGCCCUGCUGCGCGUCCCCUCCGCCCUGCCCGCGGCCUACAACAUGACCGCCAUCGCCAUGGCCACCCCGCAGCUCUACUGGUUCAGCCUCAUCUGCCGCGGGGCCUGGCGCCUCUUCCGACCGGCGGGGAGCCCGCCCAGGCCACCCUGAGUGACCACUGGGUGACCGUGGGUGGCCACUGAGUGACCAUUGAGUGACCACUGGGUGGCCACUGGGUGGGCGCUGAGGGGAAGGCCUGAGGGGGGAGCUAGGCCCAGAGCGAUGGGGGAGGGGAUGGGGCGGCCUGAGGGGUCUUGGGGUGUCCUAAAGGGAUGUCCUGAAGUGUUCUGGGAGUUCUGUGGGGUCUUUGUGGGGUCUUUGUGGGGUCUCUGUGGGUCCUGGGGUCUCUGUGGGGCACGGUGACAACAUGGCCACUGCCGCCAUCAUGGCCACCCCACAGCUCUACUGGGGUCUCUGUGGUUCUGUGUGGUCUGUGGGGUCUGUAUGGGGUCUCUGUGGGGUCUCUAUGGGGCACCCUGAAGGGUUCUGGGGUCUCUAUGGGGUCUUUUUGGGGUCUCUGUGGGUCUGUGGGGUCUCUGUGGGGCACAGUGACAACAUGGCCGCCGCCGCUAUCAUGGCUGCCUCACAGAUCUACUGGGGUCUGUGGGGUCUUUGGGGUCUCUGGGGUCUCUAUGGGGUUUCUUUGGGGUUUCUUUGGGGUCUCUGUGGGU